Molecule: messenger RNA, 3423 nt
Organism: Ahaetulla prasina
Lineage: Eukaryota; Metazoa; Chordata; Lepidosauria; Squamata; Colubridae
Product: pulmonary surfactant-associated protein D-like
Exons: 5
Coding region: 326-1030 (234 amino acids)
Source: RefSeq, a predicted model, not a curated record
UGAGUUUUGACUCAACCCUGAAAAGAGAUACUUCAUGUAAAAGCAUUGGUGAUUCCUGUCUAAAUCUGUCAAUCAAUCAGCCGACAACCUUCAGGGACUGGGACUCUCCAAACCUGGGAAUGGAUUAAGCGUUUAUCACUAAAUAUUUGCUUUUAUCAAAUACAAAGAGCUAGAGUUAGGUAAAAAAAAAUGGCUGCUGUAUUUUUCUAUGCAGACUGCUGAUUAUUUCUAGAUAUAUAUAUAGAACUCAGAGUUUAUUUGAUUGAGCCAUCAGAAUGCUUGUUUUUAUUUAAGGAAGACCUCAGAAAGGCCAAACAUCCCAACAAUGCUGGUAUUCCUAAUGCUUCUUCAGCUGGCCUUGGAGGUCUCGCUCCAAAAAACCUCCAAACCAGCUAUUUCUCCUCAAGACUGGCUCCAAAAGGCAUGCAUGUUAAUUGUGUGUGCACCUAACAAUGGGGACCCCAGAAGAGAAAUGGCCAUUCAAGGGCUUCAACAAUUUUCAAGUCCAUCAGAACUUCUGGCUAUCUCUGCACCAAACAAAGAUAAACUGGGGAGUGGAACAAGUGAGCUUGAACUUCUGCGAUUGCAAAUAAAACAACUUCAGAUUCAGAUGGACAUUCUCAAAGCUACCUUCAUCAAAGUUCAACAAGCUGCCCUGGCUCCCAAUGGAGUGAUUGUGGGUGAGAAGAUGUUCAAAAGAGGUGACUCUAAGGGAGAUUUCCAGGCCGCCACUGCCAACUGCGCACACAUGAAUGGCAAACUUGCCUUGCCAAGGAAUGUGGCCGAGAACAGCGCCCUCCAAGAAAUAGUAGCAUGGCGUAAGGAACAGGGAAUUCUGGGUAUCACUUACAACUCAGCUAAAAACAAGUUUGAGGAUCUCAAUGGCCAUCCCCUACAAUUUUUCAACUGGGCUCCAGGAGAACCGAAUAACCUUGGUUACGAAAAAUGUGUGGAAAUGCACCCAAAUGGCCAGUGGCAUAAUAGAAUUUGCGAUCUCGGCUGGUCAAUCAUCUGCGAAUUUAACAUCUAACAGAUGUUGGGUUGGAGGAAGAAAAAGAAUUCCACCAUAGAGCUGACAAAAGAAAGCUUACUCUGUUUAUCGCACAUACAGUCUAGCGUAUGGCAAGAAAGUCCUAAUCCAAUAACUUCCCCUGUUUUCAGCAAGAAGAUCCAAAGUCAAGUUUUACUCUGUUGAUUUCAGCCUUGUCUUCCAAUGGAAGUUGCCUUCUUCCACUGGGAACCAACCACCUUGGAGCCCUUCCUCUGUCCUCUACUGAAGUAGUGGCCAGACUUAAUACCACUUAGCUUUUACGAUCCAGCAUCAAAGAGAUGUUGCCAUCUUCCAAGUCUUCUCUAGCUUAGCUUACAGUAGUGGCCAAAAUUGUGGAAACCUUUUGGGGAAAGUGUAAUUUUGAGGGUUGAUGGCUAAUAAUACCACUUUUUUUUUUUUGGAGUUUCAAGAUAAUCCUAUUCCACUGCUGGAAUGGCCUGGGAAUAGCCCAGACCUUCACCCAAUUGAAAAUCUAUGGAGCUGACUAAAGAAACUUGUUAGUCAGAAGCGACACAGCAUUAAAACCUAGUUAAUAGAAGCAAUCCUUCCAUCUUGGUUUCACAUGAUAACAGCUGCAGAACUAAAAGACUUGGUUCACUCCAUGGGAAGACAUUGUAAGGCCGUUAUUCAUGCUAAGGGUUACCCAACAAUUAACUGACACGGUGAUAAUUUUUGUAUAUCUCAUUUUUUCCUAUUUAUUUUGCUUUUCUUCUUUAUACUGUAACUGCUAUUCUAAUAGCAAAUCCUUCAUAAAAGUUAUUGCAUUACAUUCUUGAUUCAAUUAUCUUUCCAUUGAUAUAUAAUGUUAUGGUACUACUCCAAAACAAAGUGGUGUUAUUAGCUAGUUUUAGAAAAUACACUUUUUCCAAAUUUUGGCCAAUACUGUAGAUAGCAAAACUUGCAUAGAAAUGUAGCAGUUUAUAGAUCCAUUUUCCACCAUUUCUAAAUAAAUGCAUUUCCUACCAGCAUUUGUUGCUUGAGACUCUAUUUUUUAUUUACAUUGAGAGGUAGCUUAUUUGACGUGGUCCUACAAUGCUUUGGGUACAUUACCUUGAAAUCUUUGGACCAUUAUGCAAAGGAUUCUUCAGAGCCUUGGCAGGGCUAGAAUUCAGGGAUAUUCCUAUCAGUGAAUAUCAUUUUGCACUGAAGGAUCCAGAUUUGAAUUUAAAAUUUAUUACAGUAAUUUUGUUGUGUGCCAUGCAGCCCAAGAGGUCAGAGAUGAACUAUAGUAGCAUAGAACUUAGACUUAUAUACUGCUUCACAGUGCUUCACAGCCCACUCUAAGCAGUUUGCAGUCAGCAUAUUUGCCUCCCAACAAUCUGGGUCCUCAUUUUACCGACCUCAGAAGGACAGAAGGCUGUGUCAACCUUGAGCCAGUCAGGAUCGAACUCCCGGCAGUGGACAGAGUCAGCAUUCUAACCAUGCACCAUCAUGGCUCAUAAUAAAUCCUAGCUAGCUUAGUAAAGGAAGUUUGGCCUGGUAAUUUAACCAAAAGUUUGUUUUAAUAUUUUGAUUAAUUGGAAUUAAAAUAUUUGGAUUAUAUCUCUGAAGAUCCAUGGGUCCAGUUAGCCUGUACUAAUCAACAGCAUCUUCCUCAUCCUUUGUUUUCACAUCCAUUGCCAAACUAAGUUUACAUUUCAUCACCGCACUCUACAAAAAAGUACUGCAUGACAAAAUAAUAUUCUAAGCUAACUCAGAAAAAAGCACCAGAAAACGAAAAGGGAAUGAAAUUCCUGUAGUGGAAAUCAGCCAUUUCUCCCUCAACACAGCAUCUUGGCUUGCACUGUGCAACAGGAUGAACUCCCAUUCUUUGCCUCAGCUCCUGCCCACCUAGCAGUUCGAAAGCAUGCAACUGCAAGUAGAUAAAUAGGUACCACUUUUGGUGGGAAGGCAACAGCAUUCCAUGCGCCUUAGGUGUAUAGCCAUGCUGGCCACAUGACUACAGAAAUUGUACAACAAUGCCCUCUACAGUUGGACACAACUGGACGGGGGAAACCUUUGUCUUUUAAUAAUGAUGAACAGAUGGUCUCAUGAAGUCACUACAUGGAUGAGUUGCAUGUGAAUUAUGCAAACCCCCUGCAAAAAUGAACUGAAUUGAAGGGGUUCAGAAACAUGCGUGGAGACGUAUUCAGGCAGAACUUGGAGUGACUUGAAGUACAACCAGAAUAUUCUCUGGUUCUGUGAAUUUUAAAGCUAUUUCUCCAGCGUCUGUACUUAAAGUUGAUGUCUCUUUAAUUCCCAUGACUUUUUCAAGGAAUUUUAAUACACUGUCCCAUACUUUCUGAUCUCCUAUAAAAUUCAUUUCUCCCUACCUAAUUCUCCCUUUCCUGCUGCAAAAACAAAACGAAAUAAAAUUGCUUACACGACAGCAA